AUGGUGGGCAUAGCCAUAAUAGAAAACAGAGAAUGGGUCAAGAUAAAACUUGUUACAGAUGCGGCAAAACUGGUCAUUUCGGAAAAGAUCUUAGCUGUCCAGCAAGAGGAGACGAAGCCCAAGGAAGAGAAAAGACAUAACAUCAAUCGACACUCGCAGCGUAAGGGAACUGUCAAUGCGGUAAAUCCGAAGGAAGAUGAUCAUGAUCCAGUAUAUGCAUUUAUUGUGGGAAGUACCAAACCAGAGAAAGUUGAAGUUAGUGUUGGAGGAUGUCCAUUGUAUAUGAUUAUUGACUCUGGUGCCAGUGUUAACAUCGUUGAUAGGCAAACUUGGGAAUGGCUGAAAAAGAACCGAGUCGUUUGUACGUCAACUCGUUCAGAAAAGAAACUUUAUACCUAUGCUUCACAGGAACCAUUGAAGAUAAUUGGGACAUUUAAUUGCAAAGUUUCUGUUGGUCAUCGUACCUCUGAUGCAGAGAUUUGUGUCAUUUCUGGGAAAGGAGAGUCACUCCUUGGUAAAGAUACAGCCAUGAAACUUGGAGUUCUAAAGAUGGGCAUGGAUAUUGCUUCAGUGAGGUCAAAACCACAGAAUGUCGAAGAAAUUAUUCAGACGAAAUAUCCAGAAGUUUUUAAAGCCGUUGGUAAGUUGAAAGGUCGGACAGUACAACUUCAUAUUAAUUCAGAAGUAAAGCCAGUAGCCCAGCCAGUUCGAAGGAUUCCGUUCAGUUUGCGACCCAAAGUUGAAGAAAAGAUUAAUGAACUUAUAAAUCUAGAUAUUAUUGAACCAGUGGAAGGUCCAACAUCAUGGGUCAAUCCAGUGGUAAUAGUUCCGAAACGAAAUGGGGAGAUAAGACUUUGCGUUGAUAUGCGCAGAGCGAAUGAGGCUAUUAUGCGUGAAAGGCAUCCCAUUCCCACAGUUGAUGAGAUUACACAAGGCAUGAAUGGAAGCAGUGUCUUUAGUAAGCUUGAUUUAAAGUGGGGGUACCAUCAGUUGGAACUAACUCCUGAAUCGAGAGAUAUCACCACGUUUGUCACCCAUUGUGGAUUAUACAGAUAUAAAAGACUAUUGUUUGGAGUCAAUUCUGCAUCGGAGCAAUAUCAGCAUGAAAUUCAGAGAGCACUUGCGGGAUUAGAGGGGCAAGUAAAUAUAUCUGAUGACAUUAUUGUAUACGGACAGAACCAAAAGGAACAUGACACUCGAUUAGAGAAUGUUGUCAAGAGAUUGAGAGAUUUUGGGUUAACACUGAAUGUUGAGAAGUGCCAAUUUAGCAUGGAUCGUCUGACAUUUGUUGGAAUGGUCUUGUCUGAAAAGGGUAUUAGCUGCACAGAAGAAAAGGUGAAAGCAGUAGUCGAAGCUAGAGAACCAGAAUCAGCAUCAGAAGUGCGAAGCUUUCUGGGGCUGGUUAAUUAUUGUGGUCGGUUUAUCCCUGAUUUGGCAACCAUAUCAGAACCCUUAAGAUGUCUGACAAAGAAGGGAUCCAGUUGGAUUAGGGGCGGUGUUGACACAGACCCAGAAAGAUGGUCCACGAGUUGUAAGCUACGCAAGUCGCAGCCUUACUGGGCCUGUGAGAAGUUCCACCAGUAUGUAUAUGGGAUUCAAUUUGAAUUGAUCACAGAUCACAAGCCGUUAGAGGUCAUCUAUGGGCCAAAAUCGAAGCCUUGUGCACGUAUAGAGCGGUGGGUGCUGCGAAUGCAACCAUAUCAAUUUAAAGUAAAAUAUGCCCCGGGAUCAAAGAAUAUUGCUGAUCCGCUAUCAAGAUUGAUAAAUGGCCGUCAAACCUUCAGCGAGUAUGAAGAAGAAGUUGAAAGUUAUGUGCGGUUCGUAGCAGUGAUGGCGACGCCUAGCGCGAUGACAACUCGAGAAGUUGAAGAAGCAUCUGCGGAUGACGAAGAACUUGCGACAGUCAGAAAGUCUAUAAAUGAUAGUUCAUGGGACAAAAUGGCCUACAAACAAUACAUUCCGUGUUGUGAUGAGUUAUGUGUAAUUGGUCAACUGGUACUCAGGGGAACGAGAGUGGUUAUCCCGAAGAAAUUGAGACCUAAGGUGCUGAGUUUGGCUCAUGAGGGGCAUCUCGGUAUUGUGGGAACCAAACAAAAGCUUCGAAGUAAAGUUUGGUGGCCAGGAAUGGAAAAGGAUGCAGAGAAGUAUUGUAAGGCAUGCCAUGGGUGCCAAUUGGUUAGUCGACCUGAUUUUGUAGAACCCAUUAGAACAACUACUCUUCCUAGUGGCCCAUGGAGAGAUUUAGCUGUUGACCUGUUAGGACCUUUGCCGACAGGAGAAUCAAUAUUGGUUAUUAUCGAUUAUUACAGUCGUUAUUACGAGGUUGUUAUCAUGAGAUCAACUGUUACUGAUAAGAUAAUCGAGAGUCUUGAAGAAGUCUUCUGUAGAUAUGGUCUUCCAGAAAGUAUUACAUCAGAUAACGGACCUCAAUUUAUCUCUUCUGAGUUCAAAGCCUAUAUGGAUUAUCAAAGAAUUCGACACCGAAGAGUUACUGCGAAGUGGCCCCAAGCAAACGGCGAGGUGGAACGACAAAAUCGGUCACUGUUGAAGAGAAUCCAGAUCGCACAGGUAGAGAAGAAAGAUUGGAGGAAAGAAAUGUAUAUCUGUCCUCUUAUCGUAGUUUACCCCAUCCCACUACGGGAGUGAGCCCUGCGGAAUUGUUGUUUGGGCGGAAAAUACGAACGCGUUUGCCAGAACUUCGGGAUGUGUAUGUUGAUCUGGAAGUAAGAGAUCGAGAUCAUGAGCAGAAGAAUAAAAGUAAAGAGUAUGCUGAUGACAAACGAAGGGCUUGUUACUCCGAUAUUUGUCCAGGUGAUAAAGUCUUGGUUCAGCAAGAGAGGAAGAAUAAAUUCUCAACCCGAUUCAAUCCUGUUCCUUUUACGGUGGUGAGGAAACAUGGGAAUAGUUUGGUAGUCCAAUCGAAAGAUGGAGUACAAUAUUCACGCAAUACCUCACAUUGUAAAAAGUUUCUAGAAGAUUUUGAAGGAGAGUGUCAGUCAGAAAUUGAUACAGAACAAGUGGAGUCACCUACCAGUAUAGGAAAUAACGAUAUUCAACAAACGACCAUUGAGACAGAGGUGCAAGAUUUCGUGUCAACGCAGCAAGAAACAGCAGGUGAAGACAGAAGAAUUCCAGAAGAGGGAGUAGGACAGGCGAGUAUCGCUAAGAAAAACGUUCCGUUAAGACGAUCAGAUAGGAUUAAAAAGAAACCUAGUUAUCUAAACGAUUAUGAACAUUGAAAUUACUUCUAGUUAGUAGGAUAUUGUAAUUUCUAGUU
Molecule: messenger RNA, 3277 nt
Organism: Dendronephthya gigantea
Lineage: Eukaryota; Metazoa; Cnidaria; Anthozoa; Malacalcyonacea; Nephtheidae
Exons: 2
Coding region: 1-2646 (881 amino acids)
Biological process (GO): DNA integration; proteolysis
Molecular function (GO): nucleic acid binding; aspartic-type endopeptidase activity
Source: RefSeq, a predicted model, not a curated record